Molecule: messenger RNA, 921 nt
Organism: Metschnikowia bicuspidata var. bicuspidata NRRL YB-4993
Lineage: Eukaryota; Fungi; Ascomycota; Pichiomycetes; Serinales; Metschnikowiaceae
Gene: PPH3
Product: phosphoprotein phosphatase PP4 catalytic subunit
Exons: 2
Coding region: 1-921 (306 amino acids)
Biological process (GO): peptidyl-serine dephosphorylation; double-strand break repair via homologous recombination
Cellular component (GO): cytoplasm; nucleus
Molecular function (GO): protein serine/threonine phosphatase activity
Source: RefSeq, a predicted model, not a curated record
AUGUUGGACCUCGAUACAACGCUAGACAACAUUAAGAACUGCCGACCAAUCCUGGAAGACCACGUGCAGGAAAUAUGCAGCAAGGUGAUCGAGAUCAUCGUCGAGGAGGCCAAUAUUCAGCAGGUGCACACGCCAGUGACUAUUUGUGGCGACAUCCACGGCCAGUUGCACGACAUGAUCACGCUUUUUAAGACCGGCGGCGAGUGCCCCGCUACCCAGUACCUUUUUUUGGGUGACUUUGUCGACCGUGGCUUCUAUUCGCUCGAAAGUUUGCUUCUUCUCCUCACACUCAAAAUCCGGUAUCCGGACCGCAUCACAUUGAUAAGGGGCAACCACGAGUCGCGGCAAAUCACCACCGUGUACGGCUUCUACGACGAGUGCUUGCGGAAAUACGGAAGCGUGAAUGUGUGGAGGUACUGUUGCGAAGUGUUUGACUAUAUAUCCUUGGGCGCCGUGGUGGGCGGUCCAGGCGGUGUUUUCUGUGUGCACGGCGGGCUAUCUCCGGACGUAGACACUGUAGACGAAAUCCGCAAAUUGGACCGCAAGCAGGAGGUGCCACACGAGGGCGCCAUGUGUGACUUGCUUUGGUCAGACCCCGAGGACGUGUCUGCCUGGGCAGUUUCGCCGCGAGGCGCCGGUUACCUAUUUGGCGAAAACGAGGUCAGCCAGUUCUGUUAUACCAACAACAUUUCGCUCAUCGCGCGGGCGCACCAGCUUGUAAUGGAGGGGUAUAAGGAGAUGUUUAACGAGACGUUAGUCACGGUGUGGUCUGCACCUAACUACUGUUACCGGUGCGGCAAUGUGGCUUCGAUUCUCACCAUCAGCGACGACAUGCUGCGACAGUACAAGGUGUUUGAGGCGGUGAACCAGGACAUGAGCCAGGUGCCGAUGAGAAAGCCGGCAGUGGAUUACUUCAUAUGA